AUGUUGCUAACUCGCCGCGCAAUAAGCGCAGACCCCUUACAUCCGGCUGUGAUAACAGCUGUAGUAGGGAGGAGUGGGUGGUCUUCCGUCACCUCGUUUGAGAGCGUAAUGUCACGCAAAGAGCAGCCAGAUUGGCAAGGGAAACUCAAGAUUUCAUUCCCCCACGAUAACAGUACCGGACGCUCGAGGGCGCUAGCGCAACCUUCAACAUCUAAGCCUAAAACGAUAGAAAAUAUAAUACUGACAGACUGUUACACAAUACAAUGGAUGAUAGCGAUAACGCUGGUGUCAUCAGUCGCGUCAACAGACAAGCGGCCACAUUUCACCAUAGAACCUCCACCACGUGUGUUAUGGCCGGCAACAAGAGGUGCCCACGCGUUGUGUCGAGCCUCUGGACAUCCCACACCAGAAGUCCACUGGGUCACUGCUGAAGGUCAACUAAUCACCACCAUCCCUGGCCUAAGGCACGUGCUGGCUGAUGGUAGGCUAGUGGUAGGUGCUCGACGGUCACUUGUAGAUGCCGGUGGUGGUGGUAGCAGUUCCUUAUUACGAUGCAGGGCUUCCAACAGAGCUGGUGUCACACUGUCCAGACCUAUGUUACUACAAGCAGUGGAAGACAACGUGUUAUCACAUAUUGUGAGACAGCUGAUGCCAGCGAAGGUUGGAGGUGCUGUUUUGCUCCGUUGUGAACUGUCACCACAAUUGGGGUUGGUAGACGUUACAUGGCUUCAAGAUGGUUUGCCAUUAUCAUCAGGAUAUAUGGGAGCCGAUACACGGUGGGUGGCUGGGGCUGGCUUGUUACUUGGCUCGGAUUUAACGCAAGCUGAUAUACAAGCGGAAUAUUCAUGUUUGGCGCUUGAUGUCCCUAGCCCGUCUUUGAAACUUACAACAGAUGAUAGUAGUUGGCUGGAAAAUAUUGAAGUUAAUUCUAUUGAAGCUCGUAUUGGAGAUACAGUCUUAGUGCCGUGUAUUUUAAGACAUAUCAAUAAACAUACUAUUAUUUGGCAGAGACAGGAAGCAAACGGUGUGUGGAUAACCGCUACUGAGGGUGUUGUUCGUGGAGGUACACUUAUUUUGCCCAAUGUACGCGCUCACCAUGCCGUACGAUACGCUUGCUCAGCAGGCACUGAAACCUCACCUCGUGUUAUUGUACGACUAGUUUUAUACGAACCUUUAACAGUUUCAGUCACUCCUAAUCCAUUGAUGCUCGGGACUGGUGGUAGCGGUAGUUUUAAUUGCUCAGUUAAUGGAGGCAGAGGUGGAGGGGUUACUAUAAGCUGGCAACAUGAAGGACGUCCUUUACACUCUCCUCAACCGCGACUAGCUUUAGGGCCAGUUCGCUUACACCACGUUGGGAUGUACCAAUGCACUGCGUUUGAUCAUUCGGAUUCCGCUGUAGCUGGAGCUGAAUUAGUUAUAGCUGACAGACCACCCAGAUUGGUAUCUGCAUUUAGUGAAGCAAUAACGCGCAUAGGUCAAACAAUCGCAUUUAGAUGUGCAGCGACGGGAAUUCCGCCACCGAGAAUUUUGUGGACUUUAGACAAUAGACCGUUGCCAGCAGCACCCGAAAAGUAUAGUGUCAAUACUAGAGCUGAAACAGUACCUGGAGGAGAAGAGGGAAUGAUAGUAUCUACUUUGAGUAUAACUAUCAGAAGUGCUGAUGAAGGCGGUAGAUAUGGAUGUAAUGCGUCUAAUUCUGGAGGAUUUCAGGCACAUCAUGCUCGACUCAACGUUUUUGGCCCACCGAAUAUACGAUAUUUACCUCCAAUGCACAUCAAAACUGAUAGCGAUGUAACUUUAUACUGUCCUUAUUCGGGUUAUCCUUUAAAAGAGGUAGUUUGGCGUCGUGAAGAUGGUUCUUUAUUGGAUGGUCCUAUUGAAAGCAACGAUGAGAAAGGCAUGUUGAGAUUAACCUCAGUUAGAAACGCAGUAUCAGGAAGUUAUACUUGCGAAGUUAGAGCUGAAAGUGGAGAACUUGCAAGAAGAACUGUUAGAAUUGAAGUACAUAAACCUCCUAAAAUAGCGCCGUUUCAGUUCCCAGAAGAAUUAGAGGUUGGAGGUAGUACACAGGCUACUUGCAGUUUGGUGUCUGGAGAUAAACCGAUUCAGUUUUCUUGGCAUAAAGAUAAUUUACCUAUUCCGUCAACAUUGAAGGUUGAACAAAAAAAUAUGGACUUUUUUACAAUAUUAGUCAUCCAAGACCUAAAUUCAAUGCAUAGCGGAGAAUACUCAUGCAAAGCCACAAACGACUUUGGUUCUGUAAGCCAUAGCGCAUCUUUGAUAGUUAAAGAACCUCCGACUUGGGUUUGGCGACCUCAGAAUACUUCGGUGUCCGCCGGUGCAGCCGUUCUUCUCCCUUGUUCAGCUAAAGGACAACCAAUGCCUAGAAUAUCUUGGGAAUUCACCACAGAGGGAGAAAACUGGCGUCAUAUUCUUUGGAGUCAAAGUGAAUCGGCAACUGCCAGCGAGGGUUCUAUUUUAUCAGAUGGUACUGUGUGGUUAAGAGCAGCGACACCAGAACAUGAGGGCUGGUAUCGUUGCACAGCUCGUGUCCAGCAUUCAUUUCUUCAUCAUUCCUUUUUUCUUGACGUUAGGGAACCCCCAAAACUGACAAGAGGGGGUGCGGGAGAAACGAGAUGGGUCGUUCGUGGUUCAACCGCAAGACUCACUUGCACUGUGCGCGGAGAGCCAGAAAUACAUGUCCAUUGGACUCAUGAUUCCAGGCCACUUACGUUACACGGUUCAGGAGGGGUUGAAAUGAGAGAUCUAGGAAAUGGUGCAAUGACUUCGGAAAUAACCAUAACUCAUGCGGGUCCGGAACAUGCAGGCGAUUAUCGAUGCAUGGCGAGGAAUCUUUAUGGAACUGACGAGCUGCUAUUCAGGCUUUUUGUAAAAGAGAGACCAAAUACGCCAGAAGAGGUGCGAAUAUCAGAGGUAUGGUCGCGUAAAGCUCGGGUUACAUGGCGAGUCGCUCGGGGGGCGUUUGUAUCACACUAUUCACUACAAUACCGACCGCUCUCGAUGGAUCUUACGAACGCCCCGCUUAAUGCUCCACUCCCCACUUUGCUAGACACCUGGGAAUCAUCAGAAGUUCUCAACAUGACACUCGCUAAUUCAGACUUACUUCAUAUCGCAACUGAAGGUCCAAAUCGAGCCGGUGCAUCGCUAGGGGGUCUUUCUCCUGAUACGCGCUAUGUCUUAAGACUGGCUGCGUAUAACGAUGUUGGAGCGUCCUCAUACACACAGCCCCUUCAUUUCACUACACGCGAAGAAGCGCCCGGAGGAGUUCCCCGUGACAUCACGGUACGUGCGCUUCGAGCGAGAGAGCUUCAAGUCACGUGGCAGCCACCGCCAAGAGAAACUUGGCAUGGUACUCUCUUAGGAUAUACGAUUCGUUGGUGGGAAGCUUCUGAAGAAGGCAAGGGCGCUAGUGAUACAGGUUCUGAGAGUGGAGCUAGCGCUGAUGCCACAAGCACUACUCUCAGGGGUCUUAAAUCGGCUACUAGAUAUGGGGUCACCAUAAGGACGUACAACGCUGCCGGAACUGGUCCAUUAUCUCCGCCCCAUUACCGACACACACUGGAAUCACCUCCAACCGGCGGCCCAGAAGAUGUAACCUGCACAUCCAGUAGUUCAACGUCACUUCGCGUUUCAUGGCGACCUCCAAAUAUUGAUGUUAGAGGGGGACAAAUUACACAUUACACGUUACAAUACACAAGAAGAGACUCUGAUCCAUUGCUACCGACCCAGGAUGCUCAUUUGAGAGUACAAGGCGAGGACACAACAAUAUCUCGUUUGACAUCAUACGCUGAGUAUGAAAUACGAGUUCGAGCUCACAACGCUGCUGGAGAUGGUCCUCUCUCCGCUCCGAAAGUUUGUAAGACCGAUGAAGAUGUGCCAAGUGCGCCCGGGGGCAUGAAAUUGAUUGCUCUCAGUGAACGGUCACUCAGGGCAUCCUGGCUGCCACCACUGGAGCCAAACGGAAAGCUCACCCAUUAUUCGCUUUACGUCAAAGAUCUAUCAGGGACUCAAGAAGCCAACGUGACACGUGUGAACGCAUGCACAGAGGGAGACAAUAUGGUAGAAUGUAUGAAAUCCCUACGUGGUUUACGCGCCGGAAGAACUUAUGAGGCCUGGGUUAGAGCUGCUACAAGUGUUGGCGAAGGACCCCCAUCGUCUGUUAUUGCUUGUCAAACUAGUGCUCUAGCUCCAGCCCGGAUAUCGUCAUUUGGGGGUAUUGCAGUCGGAGCAGCUGGUACGUCAUUAUCUCUUCGUUGUGUUGUUGGAGGAGUUCCUCCACCCGCUAAACGAUGGUUGAGAGGUGGCAAUCCAUUACAUCCUCGAAACCCCUUUCAUUUGGAUGGCGAUGCCCUAUUAAUACGAACAUUGGAACUAUCACAUGCAGACAACUAUACAUGUGUGGCAGAAAAUCCACAUGGUUCAGAUUCUGUCACUUGGAGACUAUAUGUUUUACGACCACCGACCCCUCCAGGUUUAGCUUUGUUAGAAGCUAAAUCAAGGGAAUUGGAAUUAGAUCUUCGACCGGCUCCUAAACUUCAAGGUCAUGCCUUAUCAAAAGCAUACACGCUACAUUGGCGACUGUCUGCACCAGAGGGUGAGUGGCGUGUGCAAUCUGCAAGUCCCGGACCGGUAAUAUUGACAGGACUUAGAUGUGGCUCGGCGUACAGAGCAUAUGGGUCUGCUGGUGGAGCACCGGGUGCUGAAAUAUCAAUUCGAACUUCUGGGGGUCCUCCUACUGCACCACCAGAUACAAGAUGGAUUAGAACGAAUGCGACUCAUGCUAGAUUUGAUACAAGUACUUGGUCUGAUGGUGGCUGUGGACCAGUUACUUUGAAACUGGAAUGGGCUGGUUCGGGAAUUACUGGUGCUAGAGACGUACCGGUUGGAGGAGAAGUAAUUUUAGGAGGUUUGACUCCGGGAUCAAGAUAUCGGGUCGCUGCUCGGGCAUCAAAUGAAGCUGGAUGGACUAGAGAAGUGUAUGAAUUCACAACUACACCAGCUGAGGGUAGUUAUUCCGAGGAAGUGGAUGCUCCUUUUCCUGCAACUGCAGGCGAGCUAGCUUUGUUGUUAGCUCUUUGCGCAGCGUUAUCUCUAGCAGCGCUUACUAUAUUAGCAAUUCUUUUAAGGAGAAAAAGAGGUGAAGGUGCAGUUGCUCGUGUAAUCACCAGUGACAAACCAGGUUGUGGUACAUACAGACCUCCCCCUCAUCCAACACCUAAGCUACCUCCUGACCCACCAGAUGUGUAUGAAAUCAGUCCUUACGCGACGUUUGCGGGUGGUGACGGUUUAGGUGUGGGUAGCGGUUCGCGGGCAUAUACACUACAACUUCGUGCUUUAGCGCGACACGAAGACGAUGCAGCUCCACCUACCCAUCCAUCGUGUUGUGAUGAAGAGACCUGUUUAGAUGCCUGUGAGGCUCAACGACGACGAAGAAGAAGACGUCACUACUGUCAAGAUCAUGGUUGCUCACAAGACUCAGGGAGUUGA
This is a messenger RNA of Danaus chrysippus (African queen), 5508 nucleotides long. The record is from the annotation of a GenBank genome assembly. NCBI's taxonomy places the organism in Eukaryota, Metazoa, Arthropoda, Insecta, Lepidoptera, Nymphalidae.